UCUUUUGCAUCGCUGGACUUUGCCCGAUUCAUUUUUGUUUUUAUUAAGCUGUUAAGCGCUCGUGGGACACCUAUUUAGUUAAUCAUAAAUAAAAGUUAAUUUAGCGCAACAACAAUGUCUCAAUUAUUCAAAAAUAUCGCUUUUAACCAGCCGAAGAAAUUUAUUUCAAGUACCUUUAUAAGAACAUUCACAAACGCAGAACUACCAAAAUUUGAAACCCUAGCUGUAUCGGAACCCAAGAAACAUGUAUUUCACGUGGAGUUGAACAGGCCUAAGAAAUCAAAUGCUUUCUCUAGAACUAUGUGGCAAGAAAUCACGAACUGCUUCAACACCCUGAGCUUGAUACCGCAGUGCAGAGUUAUUGUAUUAUCUGGUCAAGGAAAGCAUUUUACUGGCGGCAUUGAGCUGCAGAGUCUAGUACAAUUGGCAGCGGAAGCUGAUGAGUUAGAAGAUGUGGCUAGAAAGGCGCGCUUCCAUUACAACUUCAUUAAAUAUGCUCAGGACACCAUAACAUCUUUAGAGACUUGCGUGAAGCCCGUCAUAGCUGUGACGCACAACGCGUGCAUCGGCGCUGGAGUUAACUUGAUCACUGCGGCUGAUAUGAGGUACUGCACAGAAGACGCGUGGUUCUCAGUGCGUGAGGUGGACGUGGGUUUGGCUCCCGAUGUAGGCACUCUCCAGAGAUUGCCUAAGAUAAUAGGCAACGCAUCAGUAGCUCGGGAGCUGUGCUUCACGGGCAGAAACUUCGACGCUAAAGAGGCGAAGGAAAUCGGACUCGUCAGCCAAGUGUUCCCUGAUAGAGACACAGCUAUUCAGAAAGUUCUAGAGAUAGCCGAGAACAUAGCUUCAAAGAGUCCCGUAGCUGUGCAGACUACUAAGAUCAACCUGGUUUACUCGCAGAGCCGGCCUAAUGAUGAUGGAUUGUUGCAUGUUCGUCUUCUGAACUCGGUGAAUAACCAGGGCGAAGAUUUAACCAAGUCAGCCAUAGCUCAAGCCACUAAGAGCCCAAUACCUGAGUUUGAUAAUGUUUAAGUUUUAUAUUAUUUACUUGAUUAGAAUGACAGAUGUUAGUAAAACUGAAGAUGCUGAAAAAGGCCCUGUAAUAUUUUAUUAUUCAUAUUAUGGAGAGAUUCCACCAAAAUUAUUGGCGAACAAAAAAUGAGAAGGCACAAAGGUAGUAAUUUCGCAGACAUUUUAGAAAUGUAGGUUUAUUUGAAACUUGUGUUUCGGGCUUCGGGUAUCGAUAUAUCCAAAGGAAACAUUUUUUGUCGUCGCCAUAUCGCACAACAGUGGAAUCUCGCCUUUAGAAGAUUAUAAAUAAAACAUGCACUAUUUUUAAAGCUGUCAUUCUAAUCAAGGUUUAUAAAUCCUUCAUAUAUUACAAGUGAAAGUUUGUAAAUAUGUAUCAUGUAAAUAUUAUAUGAAAAAGAGUGACUCUACUCCUUUUUAAAAUCUUUUUCCAUUAUACACUUUUAAUUGCUAAGUCUGAUUAUCCUGUUUACGAGAUUAUAAGUUCAGCAUUUUAUUUUUCCUGCCAGAGAUUUUGUAUCAGGUAAUUUUAUAACCUUAUUACCUUUACAAUGAAGUUGAAAAAGAUUUUGUACGUCAAUUUUAUAAUGUGCAUUGUAUACAAAACUACUUAUGUGUAUUUAAAAUAAUGUAAGACAAUAUUUUGGAUAUGUAUACAGUUGUUAUCUUUUGUAAGAAAUACCUUAUUUAAUAAAAUGUUUUAAAUAUUUAAA
Helicoverpa armigera (cotton bollworm) is the source of this 1742-nucleotide messenger RNA. RefSeq names its product delta(3,5)-Delta(2,4)-dienoyl-CoA isomerase, mitochondrial. Gene Ontology annotation, cellular component: mitochondrion. Bases 115 to 1032 code for a protein of 305 amino acids. Gene Ontology annotation, molecular function: delta(3,5)-delta(2,4)-dienoyl-CoA isomerase activity. Lineage: Eukaryota; Metazoa; Arthropoda; Insecta; Lepidoptera; Noctuidae. The record is from RefSeq and is a predicted model, not a curated record. The transcript is spliced from 9 exons.